Molecule: messenger RNA, 2916 nt
Organism: Chaetomium strumarium
Lineage: Eukaryota; Fungi; Ascomycota; Sordariomycetes; Sordariales; Chaetomiaceae
Product: centromere/microtubule binding protein cbf5-like protein
Exons: 7
Coding region: 1-2916 (971 amino acids)
Biological process (GO): box H/ACA sno(s)RNA 3'-end processing; snRNA pseudouridine synthesis; rRNA pseudouridine synthesis
Cellular component (GO): box H/ACA snoRNP complex
Molecular function (GO): pseudouridine synthase activity; RNA binding
Source: RefSeq, a predicted model, not a curated record
AUGCGGAUCAACACCGCUCGCCUCUCGAUCGCGACGGUCGCGUCGGCGCCGCUGGCGGCGUCGCUGCUGGUCGCGCCCGACUCCCCUUGUUCAAAAUUCUGCGGCACUACCCUGUCCUCAACACAAGUAGAGGAGAUGGCCUGUGACACUGGAACUCUUGCAAAGACGUCGAAAGGCGCCGUGUGGGAGCAAUGUAUUGGCUGUCUGCUCACCAGCACUCAUAUCUCUGGAAACCAGUCAGAUAUGCAAGCGCUUCUCUAUAAUCUGCGGUUCAAUGUCGACCACUGCCUAUUUGAGGGUGAUGCCAACCCAUGUAUAACCGGUCGGGCAUGCGAGCCGCUUGAGGGUGCCGUCAAUUACCAAAAUAUGACCACCGCUGUGGGUGCCUACGACUAUUGCCGGGCCUGGUCAGGAGACGUCGUUUUUCACCAAUGCUUGCCAUGUCUCGUCAAUCUCGGAGAUGAAUGGGGCGGCAUGUACCUGAACAACUACAUGACGGUUCUAGAAGCAGCGUGUGAGCAGAAGCCUGCACCCGGUUCCACUGUCUCGAUCAACGGCGAUGUCUUCAGCAGUACCACCAAUAUUACCAUCGUCGCGCCGCAACCAGCCUAUUCAACAGUGCCAACACCAGACUACGGCCCUGUCUCCCUCGGCGCGCGUGUCGGCAUCGCCUUCGGCGGCCUAGCCUUUCUCCUCGCCAUAGCCGGUUUCUGCAUCGUGUGCAACGGCAAGCGGAGGAGACGCGCCUUUUUACGCGAACUGGAGCGGCGUCAGGGCGCACAGGGUUGGCCGCACCCGAAGACCCGGUACGGUGGCGGCAGCGGCGAGGACAUGUUCGAGACGCCCGUCAGCCAGAAGCCGCUGCGUGGAUGGGACAAUGAGAGCCCCGUGAGCGCGCCGUCUGGCACGCCACACCAGCGCUACUUCAGCCCCUAUUCGAGCCAGUACACCAGCCCUGUGACGGGGCCUGAAGGACCCGGUCCCAGUACCGCCAACUGGCCUUCAUUCCCGUCCCAACAGCAGCUUAACCAGCUGAUACAGACUCAGUCGCCGGCUCACAGCUCACCACCGCCUGCCUUUUCGCAGUGGCCAACUGCGACGCAGGAGAAGAUGCUGAUGCAGGUGCAUGCACAUCACGAGCAAAGACAGAAUGAGCUUGCAAUUGGAAUCGCCUUGGGUGGGGACGAUGCGAGCCUGCGGUCCAAAGCAUCGAAUCUGAAUCUGAACGGGUACCCCAUCGAAUCCAAGGGUAAGGAGCGCGACGAGGCAUACGAGAUGCACGAGGUACAGAGUCCGUACGAUAAUGGGAAUGGGAAUGGGGAUGCUCAGAACUACGGCUAUGUUGCCAGGUUGCCGGCUGAGCCGCAGGCGCCGGUGCUGCAUCACCCCGGCUAUGGGAGGCAUCACGGCGCCACAUCAACAUAUCAUAGAUUUCCAAUGGCGGACUCAAUGGCAGUCGUGAGGAAGGAGGGUAAGGAGGAUGAUGGCCAGUGGGUCAUCAAGCCUGAAAACACGGUGCCGUCACUGGACACGAGCACCUGGCCCCUGCUGCUCAAGAACUACGACCGGAUGCUUGUGCGCUCCGGCCACUUCACGCCGAUUCCCAACGGUUCAUCGCCCUACAAGCGCGACAUCAAGUCUUAUGUCUCUAGCGGAGUUAUCAACCUUGACAAGCCGUCUAACCCCUCGUCGCACGAGGUUGUCGCUUGGCUGAAGCGGAUGCUUCGUGUGGAAAAGACUGGUCACUCCGGCACUCUUGACCCCAAGGUCACCGGUUGUUUGAUUGUCUGCAUAGAUCGCGCCACACGCCUCGUUAAGGCCCAGCAGGGAGCAGGCAAGGAGUACGUUGCUGUCAUCCGGUUCCACGCCACAGUCCCCGGCGGUGAGCCCGCCUUCGCCAAGGCUCUCGAGACCCUCACUGGUGCCCUGUUCCAGCGCCCGCCUCUUAUCUCGGCCGUCAAGCGACAGCUCCGUAUUCGUACGAUCCAUGAGAGCAAGCUCCUCGAGUUUGACAACGAUCGCCAUCUCGGCGUCUUCUGGGUAUCCUGCGAGGCCGGCACUUACAUCCGGACGCUCUGCGUGCACCUGGGUCUGCUGCUCGGCGUUGGCGCGCACAUGCAGGAGCUGCGCCGUGUUCGUAGUGGUGUCAUGUCGGAGGACAAUGGCUCGCUGGUUACUUUGCACGAUGUCCUCGAUGCCCAGUGGCAGUAUGACAAUUGCGGGGAUGAGUCGUACCUGCGCAGGGUCAUCCAGCCGCUUGAGACGCUGCUCUGCACAUACAAGCGUCUUGUUGUCAAGGACUCGGCUGUCAAUGCCGUUUGCUAUGGUGCGAAGCUCAUGCUACCGGGUCUGCUCCGCUAUGACCCUGGCAUUGACGCUCAUGAGGAGGUUGUCCUCAUGACGACCAAAGGCGAGGCUAUCGCCAUUGGUAUCGCCUUGAUGAGCACUGUUGAGAUGUCUACUUGCGACCACGGCGUCGUUGCCAAGGUUAAGCGCUGCAUCAUGGAGCGCGAUCUCUACCCCCGCCGCUGGGGUCUCGGUCCUGUUGCGCUUGAGAAGAAGAAGCUCAAGGCGGAUGGAAAGCUCGACAAGUUCGGCCGGCCAAACGACGCUACCCCGGCCAACUGGAAGCAGAGCUACACUGACUACGGCGUAGCGGCCGAGGCUGUUGCUACCCCUACCGCUCUUCCUGCUCCCGAGCAGCCCGAGGCCGCCCUACCGGAGAAGAAGAAGCCUGAUGCCCUGCCUGAGCCGGCCACAGAGGAGAAGGCUGACGCGAACACGAAGAAGAAGCGGAAGAAGCACGAGGGCGAGACGCCCGAGGAGAAGGCGGAGCGAAAGCGCCAGAAGAAGGAGAAGAAGGAGAAGAAGGGUCACAAGGGAAAGGAGGCGGACAAGGAGGACGACAGCGAUUAG